This is a messenger RNA of Oncorhynchus keta (chum salmon), 2897 nucleotides long. RefSeq names its product peripherin 2a (retinal degeneration, slow) (gene prph2a). Gene Ontology annotation, cellular component: membrane. The coding region runs from base 367 to 1401 and encodes 344 amino acids. Gene Ontology annotation, biological process: visual perception. Lineage: Eukaryota; Metazoa; Chordata; Actinopteri; Salmoniformes; Salmonidae. The record is from RefSeq and is a predicted model, not a curated record. The transcript is spliced from 3 exons.
GGGACAUCACAAUUAGCCUCACCUGUUGAUUUUGACAUUUUUGGAAGGAAAGUUUGGGACAGAGGCAAAGGGGAAAAGUGUGACCCUGUGUUCUGUCAUCCGUCUGGGUGAGUUUGGUGAGUUUUUUAUUUAGGGUCCUGCCAUUAUGGGAGAGGAAAGGGCCCUGAAGUAAUAACAGCACUCCUCUUUCCUUACCUUUCCUUCUCUCUGGGAUGGAUUACAGAUAUUUGGCUGAGCUGACACUCCUGCCCUGCUGAAACUCUGCUGCCUGGGACAUCCAAAAGAAGGACCAAACCUUCAGACAUUAGAGCUAUAUCUCAUCUCAGUAGUGUAUUUUAAUUUUAGGAAUCUCCCUAAAUUGCCACCAUGGCACUAAUGAAGGUGAAGUUUGACCUGAAGAAGCGGGUGAAACUGGCCCAGUUCGUAUGGCUGAUGUACUGGUUCUCAGUGAUGGCAGGCGUGCUGGUCUUCAGCAUGGGGCUGUUCUUUAAGAUCGAGCUGCGUAAGCGCUCAGAGAUGAUGGACAACAGCGAGAGCCAUUUCGUUCCUAACCUACUAAUCGGCGUGGGGCUGCUGGCCUGUGGGAUCAAUGCCAUGGGAGGCAAGAUCUGCUAUGACUCCCUGGAUCCCAGCAAGUUCUCCAGGUGGAAGCCUAUGCUCAAACCCUUCCUCGUCUCCUGUGUGGUUUUCAAUUGUCUCCUGGUGCUGACGGCUCUGCUCUGCUUCCUUAUGAGGAUCCCUCUCCAGUUCACGCUGGCCGAGGGCCUGAAGAACGCCCUGAAGUUCUACAAGGACACAGACACGCCGGGACGCUGCUACAUGAAGAGAACCCUGGACCAGAUGCAGAUGGAGUUCCGUUGCUGCGGCAACAACAACUUCAGGGACUGGUUCGAGAUCCAGUGGGUCAGCAAUCGCUACCUGGACUUCAGUGCCAAGGAAGUAAAAGAUCGUAUCGGCAGCAACGUGGAUGGGAAGUACCUGAUGGAUGCUGUUCCAUUCAGCUGCUGUAACCCCGGCUCCCCUCGGCCCUGCAUCCAGUACCAGGUGACCAACAACACGGCCCACUACUCCUACGACCACCACACUGAGGACCUGAACAUCUGGAAACGGGGCUGCCGCGACGCUCUGAUUUCCUACUACGGAGGCAUGAUGAACAGCAUAGGAGCCCUGGUGCUGCUGGUCACUAUUCUGGAGGUUAUUGUGAUGAUCGGCCUCCAGUACGUGAAUACCUCCCUGUCUAACCUGGCCAACCCAGAGGACCCAGAGUGUGAGAGCGAAGGCUGGAUCCUGGAGAAGACAGUGAAGGAGACGUUUACUGACAUCAUGGACAAGAUGAAAGCCAUGAGUAAAGGCAAUGCAGUGGACGAGGCCGGAGUGGAUGGUGUUGCCACGGGCAGCUGAACAAGACACGUUGACACAAACUGAGACCAUUCCCACCGAAGGGAAGAAAGGCAGAUUGAACAAAUACUCCUUUGUAUUUAUUACACAAAAUACACACAUAAUACACACAUACAUGCCCGACACACACAAUACUGUCCAUCUGAAGGGAAAACUGAAAUGGAUACGAUAUGUUACGAUAUGUUGAAUGUACGAAUGCAUGAAUGUAUGUAUAAGUCACAUUAUAACCAAUUUCCAUUAUGCCCUCCCCCACUCCAAUACACACAGACUAACACACAAUACACACUUUUUCUAACACUCAUACCUUUUCCACACACACACACACACACACACACACACACACACACACACACACACACACACACACACACACACACACACACACACACACACACACACACACACACACACACACACACACACACACACACACACACACACACACACACACACACACACACACGCGCACACACACACACACACACACACACUCUCCUCUCCCCAGCUUUGCUACUCUGCUUCUUACAUUCUGUAUAAUUCUGCUCUGUUUCAUAUUUUAUUUUUAGCCCAUUUUCUAUAAAACGAGGGAAAAACGAAACACUACCCAGUGUCAUGAAAAUGCAUAAUGUUCAGAUGUUUUGCAUUGCACUGUGAAAAUGCAUUUUUAAGAGUAAGGUCAGGAAACCAGGUAUGUUGUGUUUUAUGAAUAAUGUGGGGCUGGUGGUUGCGAUGCAACCCGCUCCCCUUCCCAGAGAGGACGUUAAAGUGGAAAGGUUAAAUGUUAAUUCAUAGCCCAAGGGAUAUAUGUUUUGGAUCCACCUGUAGUGCAGUUUUUUCGAUUAGAUAAUUCAUAGAAAAUUCCAAAGAAAAGGACUGAAACACCCCAGAUAUCAACGCUUUAAAGUUCUUAAUUUCUAACUGUUAAUUUGAGAGAUGGAGGAGGGCUGGAGACUCCUGGGCUGGAAGAGGUGGAUCCAUUUCACCCUAACCCGAUGUUGUUGAAGUUUGGGGAGGAGGACUGGAGACUCCUGGGCUGGAAGAGGUGGAACUAUUUUAUGCUAACCGAUAUUGUUGAAGUUUGGGGUUGAGGGGCUAAAGGAGACGUGGCGGGGGUGAACCAGGGGUGACCCCAAAGUUGAGGACAUUUGAGACUGGCAGCUAAACCCCUGGCCUCUGACCCCUGAACUCUGACCCCAGCCGUCUGCUCUGUGAGGUCACUCAGCAGGUCCAAUCAGCAUUCUCUUAUUGGAUUAUCAAGAGCUACUGUACAUACCCACACACUCACAGGCUACUGUUGUCUUUGUAAAUAGUCUAGUAUUGAUACAUAACUUUUUUUUAACCGUGUAAUUCAUUUAAAUGAUUUUAUUUACUGUAAAGAAAAUGCUUUGCCAUGAGAAAUCCUUCUGUUUUUCUUUCUGUAUGUUGUGUAGAAGGAUGAUGAGGCCAUUGUGUAAAUGAAAAUGCUAAUAAAGAAGCUAGCCCUGUGAAGUAGAGUUGGA